Sebastes umbrosus (honeycomb rockfish) is the source of this 1471-nucleotide messenger RNA. RefSeq names its product ubiquitin-conjugating enzyme E2-17 kDa-like. The transcript is spliced from 8 exons. Gene Ontology annotation, biological process: protein polyubiquitination; ubiquitin-dependent protein catabolic process. Lineage: Eukaryota; Metazoa; Chordata; Actinopteri; Perciformes; Sebastidae. Gene Ontology annotation, molecular function: ubiquitin conjugating enzyme activity. Bases 420 to 866 code for a protein of 148 amino acids. Gene Ontology annotation, cellular component: nucleus. The record is from RefSeq and is a predicted model, not a curated record.
AACCUCGUCAGAGUGAGACCUCCUGGUCCUCUGUUCUCUGACAGAGUGAGACCUCUUGCUCCUGGUUCUCCGUUCUCUGGUUCUCUGUCAGCUGUUCUCUGAGAGGAACGGGAGACAUUUUGAGGUUCUGGUUCCGGUCCUUUAACCGAGAGUCAGCCUGAGUUACCGGCAUAGCUGCUGGAGAAACGAGUCUCCGAACCUGAGCCGUUAAAAGUCCGUUAAACACAGAAGAGAGACGAUCUAACGGAACAGUUGUAGUUUAACCGGCAGCUAGCUGUUAGCUGUUAGCUGUUAGCUGUUAGCUUAGCCUCCUGCAGCUAGCAGAGUGCUAGAUGCUAGUGAGUUAGCCUCAGCUAGCCGGCCUCCUCUUCCUCUUCCUCCUCUUCCUCCUCUUCAGCCGGUUCAUCACCGCAGACACGAUGGCGUUAAAACGGAUCACCAAGGAGCUAACCGAUCUGUCCAGAGAUCCUCCGGCUCAGUGCUCUGCUGGACCGGUCGGUGAAGACAUGUUUCAUUGGCAAGCUACUAUUAUGGGGCCUCCUGACAGUCCCUAUCAGGGCGGAGUAUUUUUCCUGACUAUUCAUUUCCCUACAGAUUAUCCCUUCAAACCACCCAAGGUCGCCUUCACAACAAGAAUUUAUCACCCAAAUAUUAACAGUAACGGCAGCAUCUGCUUGGAUAUAUUGAGAUCACAGUGGUCUCCUGCAUUAACUAUCUCUAAAGUCCUUUUGUCCAUUUGUUCUCUGUUAUGUGACCCGAACCCCGACGACCCGCUAGUGCCAGAGAUCGCCCGCAUCUACAAAACAGACCCCGUUAAGUAUAGCAGACUAGCCAGGGAGUGGACAGAGAAGUAUGCCAUGCUGUGAGAGGGUACAACAAGACGGCUCAGGACUGGACUCAGAAAUACGCCAUGUGACCCCUCUUCUUCCUCCUCUUCCUCCUCUUCUUCUUCUCACUGCUGGAAUAAACUGUUUGAUUUUCUCAUGUGGCCACGCCCCCUCCCUCUCAUCAGCCAAUAACAGCAAUUUGUUCAUUAUUUCCUUUUUGUCCUAAACGCUUUUAAAUUCUGGAUUUAUUUUCUCUGCUUUUCAAAAUAAGAUGAAAGAAUGAAGCAGGUGAAGGGCUGAGGACUCUGAGCUGUGAAUGUGCCAACUGCAAAACAAAAAAACCCACAGAGCAGAGUGGACUGAAGAGAGAACUGUUACAGUAAAUAAGAUAAUAAUAAUAAUAAUAAUUUAAUGCAUGUCAGUGAUUGGUUCAUGUGCUGCUGAGAUAUUAAAAGAUAAAAGUUUUGGUUUUAUUCUGUUUUUGUUUAGUUGUUUUUAGACGAGAGAGCUGUUAGUUCAUCCAUCAUCCGACACUGUUCUCCUCUUUUUGCACUGAAGAUGAAACUCAAAGCUCUCAACGGCUGAUUGAUCAACUAAUAGCUCUGUGAUGGAUUCUUUUUCUCAAUAAAGUUGAACAAAUUGCA